This is a messenger RNA of Ectocarpus siliculosus, 1947 nucleotides long. The record is from the annotation of a GenBank genome assembly. NCBI's taxonomy places the organism in Eukaryota, Phaeophyceae, Ectocarpales, Ectocarpaceae.
AUGUCCGGCGGCCAGGGUUCCUUCCGGGUGGAGAGCGCUAGCCACGCACGGCAGCUUCACGAUUUCUUCGCCGUCUUCUGGCGGUCUACGCCACACCCGUUCGCUCAGAUGACGAUGCUGCUGCUGUCGUCAGCGCUGGUGGCGACCCUGAAUGACGAGAGGGUGCUAGACGCAGGGCUCCACCUUAGUUCGAACACCGGACGAAGUCUGCAAACAAUCCUGUCCUUCCUGAUCGUGUUCAGAACAAAUCAAUCGUACAACCGCUGGUGGGAGGGAAGAAUAUUGUGGGGCAAGAUGCACUGGUCGUGCGUGGAGUUGACACAACAGGCGGCGGUAUGGAUUGACGACACGCAGCUUGCCCGGCGCAUCAUGAACAUCUCGGUAACGUUUGCCUACGUUGUGAAGCAAAUACUGAGGCGGGAGCAACUCUUUGCCGACGAAAUGGAAGGGGUCAUUGAUGCAGCUGAGGUCGAGCUGAUCAACAACCUGCCGCCUCUGGUGAUGCCUUACUACUGCACGGAAGUAAUGAGGCAGUGCAUUAAGAAGGGGCUGGCUGACAGCCCGCAGGCAUUCGGGACGCAGGCGGUUGCCCGUGGGAUCGAUGUACCCGUGUCGCAGCUGUCGGUGCAGUUCGCCGACAUGGAGCGGGUCCGCAACACGCCCCAGCCGGACUGUUUCAGGGUGAUGCUCCACAUGUUCACCUUGCUCUACCUGCUGGUGCUCCCGGUGAUUUCGUACGACACUCUUGGCUAUUUCGUCGUCCUUGAGAUGCUGGUGACGGCCUACUUGAUGCUGGGACUGCAGAUCGCUGCGGACCAUCUGGAAGACCCCUUCGGGCGCGACGAAUCUGAUCUACAGCUAGACCGGUUUGUUGCCGAAAUCGCCGCGCAGUGCCGCGCGGCCUUCUACCUAGGAAGUAAGAAUGGUGCGGACCUCACGCUUGACGGUGGCGGUGCCACGAACAGCAAGCCUCGACGACCGCCCGGUGACGGUAGUGAGCCUGAUCCCGGAGCAGCCGUGGAGAAGAUGGGCGAUGGAGCUGUAGCAGGCGGUGGCGGCGGCGGCGGCGGCAGUGACGGUGGCGCUAAGUUCAUAAGCACUACAUUGGGGUGGGACACCACGCCCGUUCUUUCGAGUGAAAAGGACAGCACGAGCGCGCUCGGCGUCUCGCCGACGGUUUCACGAGGCGGCGCUAGCUUCGAAAAAAAGGGUGAGGUCUCGUUCGACAGGGGAGGAAGCCUGACUCCCCGCAUGCCGCGACCACCGACCACCGCGGCGUCUGGUCACCAGAUUUCCGUUACCGGAGCUGCGUCGACCUCCCUUCCCCAGCCUUCUGGUCCGACGCCGACCAGUGCUUCGGUUUCCCAAGAUGAGGCGUUAGGCCACGCCGUAGACGCCGCCGCGUCCCGUGGGGGCGGGCAGAGUCCACCCUCUCGGCAGAGCCAGACACCGGUGGCGGGGAUGGUGCCCGAGCGGCAAUCAUCCUUUUACCAGAGCGUCGGCAAGAACGCGGCGCAAUUCGCGAUCGUCUCGGAGUCUUGCCACGAGCCUGAAGAUGACGGGCCCAUCGAAACCGUCGAGAGGCCUUGGCACAACUCGACGCGGGCUGCCUCGACGUGCAGGGACACGUCUACGCCUGUCGGACAAGUCGCAGAUUCAAAUCGGGACCCUUCUCCGGGAAGUUCUGGGCGAUGGCCCUCCCCGCAGUCGGAGGGCGGCGGGGACGUCGGGGUGUCCGUUUCUUCGGCGGUGGCGGGCUUGAUGGCCAGGAACCUCUCGAUCAAGAACCAGCAGCUGAAGGAGGGCCCGUUGCCGGUGCGAAGAGGCAAGCCUCGUCCGGGCAGAGGAAAACCUCCCAUGGUCGACAUGGAGGAGGGGGCGGCGUCGGGGGAUAAGAUGGCGCCCUCAGAAGCAGUGAGUGAGUUCCCGGAGCCUAGGUGGUUCUAG